UCCGACAUUAAAAUCGAAAGUAAACUGAAUGAGGAAAUAAAAAUCCUUCCUAACCUCGAGGGAUAUUGUUGAACAGGGAUCGUUGCUCUGUCUUGCCUGUGCAAACUUCUGUUAUUUGAAAAGUUAAACGUCUUUAUUCGUGCUUAACGUCAAAGUUUCGUUUAGACAUGCCGAAGACGUCAAGCCUGAAAAUAAGCAGCUCGGCUGCGGGUAAGGUGGAAAAGUUCCGCCAGUCGUUGUAUCAAGAGGCAGAGAAUCUGUUCUCCAGCUACAUCCCCCAGAAGGUCAUACUGAUGGAUGCUCUGCUACGGGAUGACGCGUUCAGUAUCACAGACAUGACUUCUCUCCAGGCUCCCCUGGACAUCCCCAUACCGGACCCUCCCUCUCAGGACGACGAGGAAAUGGAGACGGAUACGAAUGAAGACGAUGACAAGAAAAAGAAGAAAGCUCCAAAAUGUGGCUUCAUUAAAGGGAAUGAGAAGAUUCUGUCACUUCUGGAGCGGGUGAAACCAGAGAUUGUUGCUCUAAGAGAGACCAUCAUUGUUGUCUCAAGCUGGAUUAAUCACCUCAUUCCCAAAAUAGAAGACGGGAAUGACUUCGGGGUGGCCAUCCAGGAGAAAAUCCUGGAGAGAAUCACAGCUGUGAGGACCAAAGUUGACGGUUUUCAGACGAACAUCAACAAGUACUUUACAGAGAGGGGAGAUGCUGUGGCAAAAGCUUCCAAAGAGACUCAUGUGAUGGACUACCGCUCGCUCGUCCAUGAGAAGGACAAGGACAUCUUCUGUGAGAUCAGAGUGAUCGUUAUGGACAUUCGUGGCUUCUACGCCGAGCUUUACGACAUCAUCAACAAGAAUCUCGACAAGGUGACCAAUCCCAAAGGAGAGGAGAAGCCCUCCAUGUACUGAAGAUCAGGAGGGGCAGAUUCCACACUCACCGGUUUCUCUCUCUGAGUGGUUUCAGUACUAAUCAUCUCUCUGUUCAGUAAUAUUCAUGUUCAUCUGAAACAGUUUCUAAUUUUCAUUAGUCUCCAUAAACUCCCAGAAAAACAAAUGGAUGAACGUUUAACUCUGCUGUGUUAAGAUGGCACUUAUGUUUUUGCACUAAGAUAAAAAUAAACAAAGCUUGUUUUUCUCCAAA
Molecule: messenger RNA, 1137 nt
Organism: Labrus mixtus (cuckoo wrasse)
Lineage: Eukaryota; Metazoa; Chordata; Actinopteri; Labriformes; Labridae
Gene: psme2
Product: proteasome activator subunit 2
Exons: 11
Coding region: 168-905 (245 amino acids)
Biological process (GO): regulation of G1/S transition of mitotic cell cycle; regulation of proteasomal protein catabolic process; positive regulation of endopeptidase activity
Cellular component (GO): proteasome activator complex; nucleoplasm; cytoplasm
Molecular function (GO): endopeptidase activator activity
Source: RefSeq, a predicted model, not a curated record